AUGGCAACCAGAGGAGGAUUCAGACCAGAAGGUUCCGAUGGUAGUGAUCAUUGGCACAGGGAGAGCAUUGCAUGGCAGUAUAAAAUAAGCUCAAUAAACAAGGGAAGGUUGAGGCUUGCCUUAUUCCUCCACAUACAAAUUGGCUUGCUGAUGUUUGGCCGCCUCUUGCCUGGUUUAGCAAGUGCCUUUGGAUUCACUGUGGUCAGCCUUCGGCGGCUGGAUCUGCCGCACCCAAGACCUUGGGAGUAUGCGUGGCUGAUCAGUCUGGUUGCUGCAGUGAUUGGAUGGCGCUCAACUCCUCACAAUAACAUAUUCCUGCUGAAGCAGUUUAUUUUAGGAGUUGUAGUGUUCGGCAUAUCACCUAUUGUCUUUGGUUUUUUCGACCUGAGGAAUGACAUAAUCUUGUAUUUACAAGAAAGGAAGUACACAUAUGAGAUGUUCAGCUUCCCAGCUGUUCUGCUGUGGAGUGCUUUUUUGUUGAUUGCGCUGCAGCUGCACGCUUUCUCACUUUACUUUAGCUACGUGCUUCUGCGCGCAUGGAGGCCCCGUGUCAUAGAAAAAGCUAAACAUAAAUAA
Molecule: messenger RNA, 576 nt
Organism: Candidula unifasciata
Lineage: Eukaryota; Metazoa; Mollusca; Gastropoda; Stylommatophora; Geomitridae
Source: the annotation of a GenBank genome assembly